Messenger RNA from Nothobranchius furzeri (turquoise killifish), 3639 nucleotides. The record is from RefSeq and is a predicted model, not a curated record. Lineage: Eukaryota; Metazoa; Chordata; Actinopteri; Cyprinodontiformes; Nothobranchiidae.
GACCUCCAUCCGGGAUCGGACAUCUGCAGAAGGAAGAAAAAAGAAAAUCUCCUGACAAUAUUUCUGUUUCCUACCUUUGGGUUAGAAGGCCUGAAACUCUGAUCCUGUUCAGAUAGAGAGGUGGUUAUGAAGACUUUCACGGAUAAAUAACUCUUCUGAGUGAUUUUUAUGGCCUUGUUAAAAGUUCAGAUGUUGUCUACUACCUCCAGAAAAUCACCUGCACAUUAAACCAAGCUAUUGGACCAAAAAAAAAGAGCUCCUAUCCCCGUGAAGCUGGUGCAUCUUGAUUUGUCAGUAUUUGUUAAAUUUGCUGAUCAUGGCGGAGUCCAGCUCACAGCCGGCGGCUGCGACAAACCUGCAGAUUGAACAGAGCAAAGAGGAGCCAGGUCUCACAGGAAGUGUCUCCAAAGAAACGGUUGUCACCAUGGCGACAGAGGGGUUCGAUCACAGCAGCAAAGUCGAGAGCAGCAAUGGAGCAGCAGACAGUCCUCGUCCUGUCCACGAGGAGGACGAGGCCACGCCCACACCACCUGAGUCAUCACCAAGUCUUUCUGAAAACAUGACCGUGACCCUCGUCACUACAGAAGACGAAACGCUUUCAGUUCAACUCAAACACAUCAAGACCGGUGGAGAGUCAGGUUUGGACCAGGACCUGGAGGAGAGUUCCUCAGUGCUGACUACAGGUGGUUCAGACGAUCAGCGAGAAUCCACUGACUCGGCGUCGCUCUCCAUUCCCAGCCUGGAGUUUUCAGAUGGGAUCAUAACCACAGGGAACUCUCUGGACAUAGAGGACGGACUAUCAUCGUCCUAUUCGGCUCCAGGCGUCGAAGGCUGCUCCUCGUCGAUGGAAGUUCCCAGUCUGAAGGAGGUGGUGGAGGUGGAAGCUGCAGGUGGCGCUGUUGCCACAGCUGCUGCUCCUCAUCCCAGUGCUACUGCAGCUCCUGUAGAAGCUGGACCUUCCAUGCCAGCUUAUUACCUGGUGAAGUGGAUCACCUGGAAGGAGAAGAAGACCCCCAUCGUUACUCAGAGUGAGAACGGACCCUGUCCCCUGCUGGCCAUCAUGAACACGCUCUUCCUCCGCUGGAAGGCAAAGCUUCCUGCUCAGACUGAAGUGGUCACCACUGAGGACCUGAUGGCUCACCUGGGCGAGUGUGUUUUAUCCAUCACUCCCCGAGAGAAGACCAAUGGCAUGGAGCUCAACUUUCAGCAGAACAUGAGCGAUGCCAUGGCCGUGCUCCCGAAGCUGUCCACGGGUCUGGAUGUUAACGUGCGUUUCACCGGAGUCACAGAUUUUGAAUACACUCCAGAAUGCAUUGUGUUCGACCUGCUGGACAUCCCGCUGUACCACGGCUGGCUGGUCGACCCGCAGAGUCCAGAGAUGGUUGCUGCUGUUGGGAAAUUGAGUUACAACCAGCUGGUGGAGAGAAUCAUUGACUGCAAACACUCUGCAGACAGCAGCCGAGUCACUGAAGGUUUAGUGGCGGAGCAGUUCCUGGAGUCAACAGCGACUCAGCUUUCGUACCACGGUCUAUGUGAACUCAACACCACGGCCAAAGAGGGAGAGAUCUCAGUGUUUUUCAGGAACAACCACUUCAGUACCAUGAUCAAACACAAGGGUCACCUGUACCUGCUCGUGACCGACCAGGGCUUCCUGCAGGAGGAGAGCGUGGUCUGGGAGUCUCUUCAUAAUGUGGAAGGAGAUGGGAACUUCUGUGACUCUGACUUUAGAUUGUGCCACCCUCCCAGCAGAGCCCCACCCACCUCCCACCUGCCACCCAGCUCCCAGGAGCAGCAGAGGCAGAUCGACCAGGACUACCUGGUGGCCGUCUCCCUGCAGCAGCAGCAGGGCAGAGCUCCAGGACCUCUUAGUGACUUGGAGUUGGCCCAGCAGCUCCAGCGGGAGGAGUACCAGCAGCAGCAGCAGCAGCUGGAAUCAGCACAGGCGUCACAACAGACCAGAGGUCAGGGGUCACACCAAGCCAGAAGGAAAGAAAAGGAUUCUGACUGUGUGGUCCUAUAGGCCCAUCCUCACCAUCGUCUGGAACACCUCCGGAACUCCCCGAGUCUGCUGCAAGAAGCUCACACGCUUCGUCAGCGCGGCGCCUAAACUCCAGUGCUUCUGUCCAGCGGGGUCACGGUUUCCUUUCAGGUUCCGGGUUGUAAAGUUGGAGAAAUCGGAGGAGCGAUUCUGUCGGACCAAACGGGUGCCACUGAUGAAAUGAAGGGUUCAUCAGAAUAACCAAGGUCUUUAUUUAUUAAAACUCUUAACUGCUGCUUUGAAAUCCUUUUUUAUUGUUAUUAACACAGAUAACUAAGUGUGGCCAGCAGCCAAAUCCUCCAGCCUGGUAUAGAACAUUUUAACCCUUUGAUGCAUAAUGGUCACUACAGUGGACAGGUACUCAAAAUUGUUAUUUCUUUAUUUUUGCUAUUAAGCACAGCUGUUGAAGACUUUAUUGCAUGUGAGCCCCUCCGUUUGGACUUCAGUAAGUCAAGCCACCAUAUUUCAUGUUCAGAAUGCACACUGUCCACUGAGGUGGACGUGUAAUAAAUUAUUUGUAAAUUAACAAAAUGUUACAAAAAAUAUUUGUUGAAAGUUGUUUCAUUCACACCUGAAGAUGAAUGAAAAAAAUUGUUAAAAAAAUCAUGGGUGAAGAUUUCAUAAUUCAUGCAUCAGAGGGUUAAAAGUAAACAAAUUCACGCACUAAACAUGCUGUUGCUGAUGUAGAAAUCAAAAAAACACAAAGAAGAAAAAAGUUUUUUUUUUAAUGAAAACGGAUCUGAUCAAUUAUUAAAUUAAGAAGAGCUUCUAGUUAUCAACCAUUACUGUCGUACCUGUCUGUAAAAAGCUUCCAGAACAACCUCUGUUUGGAGAAACGGCUUUUACACCGUUUGGGACUGAGGAGCUAACUGCUAGUCUGAGCAAAAUCAAGAUCAAAGUGAAUUGCUGUCCUUUUGAAAUGGUUCUGAUCCAUUACAUAUGUUACAGACAGAAAUGAAGAACUUCCUGUUGGACUUGACCUCUGGAUUAGCAUGAGUGCUACAUUCAGCUGCUGCACAAGAUUUUUGCAUUCAUGACUGAAAUGCAAAGUUGGUGACGAUGUUAAAAACUGGAAGGCAGUAAUGUGCCUAAGCUCACAUUAGCAGUUAGCUUGUCAGUCCAGUAAACCAUAAAAGCUAUUUUUCCAAACAAAGGCCUUUUAGGAAGUUGCAACUGCUAAAGUUUUAAUUGUUUUGAACUUUAAGACAGAAAUGCACUUCAGAAUGGCCAAAAGAUGAAAGAAAAGCAGUGAGAGAUCAUUCGACGAAUUCAGAUACAUUUUCCUUUAGUUCUGAAUUCAGCUUAAAGCCAAAUCCUUCAUCAGAUGUUAAUCAGCUCAGAUUUUAUUAAAUAGCUAAUUAGCCAUUAGAAUAGCGUGGAUUUAAUACGAGCUGGCGUCUCUGCUCCUUUUUUUCACUGAUCAGUGAAGUGAUUUCUGCGUCAGAAAACGCCAGUUAUGGCGUCUUUGAGAGAAAAUCUAUGGAGAAAAUGUUCAAAUCUCACUGAAAAGUUCCGUUCCACGACCCGCUGUGUUGAAACUUGUCACUUUUUAAUGCACUUUUCACUCUAAACCAGAAGUUCAUUCAAGCCAAGUCGAUAUU